Messenger RNA from Chenopodium quinoa (quinoa), 1107 nucleotides. RefSeq lists its product as uncharacterized. The coding region runs from base 629 to 1093 and encodes 154 amino acids. The record is from RefSeq and is a predicted model, not a curated record. Gene Ontology annotation, molecular function: copper ion binding; zinc ion binding; DNA-binding transcription factor activity. NCBI's taxonomy places the organism in Eukaryota, Viridiplantae, Streptophyta, Magnoliopsida, Caryophyllales, Amaranthaceae. Gene Ontology annotation, biological process: regulation of DNA-templated transcription. The transcript has 2 exons.
ACACUGUGCUAGGCAUGUCUAUGUCAACUGGUCUAAAUCUUAUAGGGGAGAUGAAUUCAAACUCCAAUUCUGGAAGAUUGCAAAGUGCUACAAUUAGGCUGAUUAUGAAAAAGCACUUGCUGAGCUGAAUGAGAUCAAUGUUGAAGUAGCACUGGCUUUUAAAGCUUAUAACCCAGAAAACUUUUGCAGAGCAUUCCUUAGCACAGACAUUAAGACAGAUGCAAUAACCAGUAAUAUAGCUGAAACCUUCAAUGGCUAUAUUAUAAAUGCAAGAACCAAGCAUCUGCUGCACAUGCUUGAGGAAAUCAGAUCAAACCUGAUGCACAGAAUAGUUCAGAAAAAGCAACUGAUGGAGAAGUGUACAUCUGUUUUAUGCCCAAGGAUUCAGACAAAGCUGGAUCAUGAGAAGGAUAAAGAUGCCAUGUGUGAGGUGCUACCAUCAACAAUGCAACUAUUCAAUGUUACAUGUUUCACAGAUCAGGUUGUUGUGAAUCUGGAAACAAUGUCAUGUACUUGAAGAAAGUGGGAUAUGCUAGGCAUUCCCUGAAAGCAUGCAAUUGCUUGCAUUUUAUUUCUGAACAGAGAAGCUGAAGAGUUUGUGCACCAGUGUUACACAAAAGAAAGCUACAUGACAGCUUAUGCAGGCUUAAUUCCUCCUUUGGUUGGGGAAAGUUACUGGCCCAAGGUGACAUACCAAUUGCAGCCACCACCCAUCAAAAUUGGGCCAGGCAGACCUAGAAAGAAGAGGGUGAAGGACCCUUAUGAGAACCCAACGAAGCCUGGGGUGUUGACCAAAAAUGGUGUGGAAAUGACCUGUUCACUGUGUAAUGUGAAAGGUCACAACAAAAGAAAAUGUCCUGAAAAGGGCAAAGUUGUCCCACCUGAACCUGCAGCUAGGCCUAGGGGAAGACCAAGGUCUGAUGGACAGCAAUCAAACCAACACCAAACCUCUGGCCCUCAACAACCACAACAACAGACAGCUAAUCCACACCAUGGAGUGUCUGCCCAACCAACUCAGCUUGGGAAAGGAGGCAGAGCUAUAAGAAGAGGGAGAGGCUCCAAGGGGGGCCACUCAAUUGCUGGGAGAGGCUAGUCUCACCAAACUGG